ACAGCAUUUCCACGUCAGUGUGUUUACCAAAGCCGGGGUGACAGUUAUAGGAAAUGCUUUAAUCUGUUCAUUUAUGGACAGUUUGCGAUGUAUUGAUUGAUUAUGCACUGAUGGGAGAGACCACGCUGUGAAGCCGUGGAAUGUCUGAGCAUUGUGGUUUGUCUGUUUCUAGCAGGGAGCUGAACUUUGGUCCUAUUGAUUCACUGUUGUCCGGCUAGCCCUUUUAGCUUGCCGAGAAAGGCAGCAUUAGCUCCAUCAGGACUCAACAGCCUCAAGAAGAGAAGCAGCAUGGUGGACAAAAGCAUCUACAUUGUGCAAGGUGAAAUAACCACGGUUGUUGGCGCUAUCAAGAGAAACUCUCGAUGGAGUAACCAUACCUCACUGGAUGAGGAACAAGACCCAUUACUGAACAGCUUUGGCCAUCUAAAGGAAAUACUCAACAACAUAAAAGAACUUUCAGAUGUGGAACCCAACCUUUUUCUGAGGCCUUUCCUUGAAGUUGUGCGCUCUGAGGACACCACAGGGCCAAUCACCGGCCUUGCUCUUACCUCCGUAAACAAGUUUCUUUCACAUGGCCUUAUAGAUUCUAACCAUGAGGCUGCUGCAGAGGCUAUCGAGAACAUGGCAGACGCAGUCACACAUGCAAGAUUUGUGGGAACAGAUCCUGCAAGUGAUGAAGUGGUCCUGAUGAAAAUUCUUCAGGUCCUUAGGAGUUUACUGCUGACGCCAGUUGGAGCCCAUCUGACCAAUGAGUCUGUGUGUGAAAUAAUGCAGUCCUGUUUCAGAAUCUGCUUCGAGAUGCGCUUAAGUGAGCUCCUGAGAAAGUCUGCGGAACACACACUGGUUGACAUGGUGCAGCUGCUGUUCUCCAGGCUACCCCAGUUCAAAGAGGAGGCAAAGAGUUAUGUGGGAACCAACAUGAAGAAGUUGAAGAUGCGUGCUGGAGGAAUAGGCGAGUCAUCCAAAUGGAAGAAGCAGAAACGCUCUCCAAGGCCCCUUCGCCACAUGGUCCAAAGUCCUUCAGAUCCAAGCAAUCCCAGCACCCUCAGCAACAACCUCUCAGGUGGUGUUCCAUUUAUUGAACAAGGCUUUUCUAACUCUAGCCUCGUCACCUCAGACAGUGCUGGCUCUUCCAUAUCCAGCCCCACAGCCACAGACAGUGGCCUGGAUGCAUGUUCCAAAGCCACCUCCAGGGAAGACCUUUCUGACCUGGAACAAUCUAUCACAUCUGCAAACACCCCUUGCACUGCUACCUCACUAACUGGUACUGAGUCUGGCUCUUCACACACACAGUUUGAGAGUCGGCAGAUUGAAGCAGCUCCGGCCGCAUCUGUAGAGUCCAUCCCUGAAGUUCUGGAUGACAAAGACUCUGUUACUGAGCAGUCAGAGACCCCCUCUGUUCAUGACAUGGACUAUGUUAACCCCCGUGGAGUCCGAUUCACACAGUCCACACAGAGAGACGGAGUCGCCCUCAUUCCUUAUGGCCUGCCAUGUCUAAGAGAACUUUUCCGUUUUUUGAUUUCACUGACCAAUCCUCAUGACCGCCACAAUACUGAUGCUAUGAUACAUAUGGGCCUGCAGCUUCUGACUGUAGCCCUGGAGUCUUCAUACAUUGUGAAUUAUCAGUCUUUACUAGUCCUUGUUAAAGAUGAGCUAUGCAGGCAUCUGUUUCAGCUGCUGAGUGUGGAGCGCAUGAACCUCUACGCGUCCUCCAUGCGAGUUUGCUUCUUGCUUUUUGAAAGCAUGAGAGAACAUUUAAAGUUUCAGCUGGAGAUGUACUUGAAGAAAGUGAUGGACAUUAUCACAUCAGAGAGCACUAAGAUGCCCUAUGAGAUGAAGGAAAUGGGUCUGGAGGCUUUGGUCCAGCUCUGGAGGAUCCCCAGCUUUGUCACUGAGCUGUACAUUAACUAUGACUGUGACUUCUACUGCUCAAAUCUGUUUGAAGACCUCACUAAGCUACUCUCCAAGAAUGCGUUUCCUGUGUCAGGACAACUCUACACCACUCACCUGCUGUCUCUGGAGGCCCUGCUCACAGUCAUUGACAGCAUUGAGGCCCACUGCCAGUCCAAGGUGGUAAACAACACAACUCAGCAGGACCAGUCUGACACACUGCCAGCAGAUGGUGAAGAAUACGCCUCAAAUGGAACAGACUUAAUAACUGACCUUCACUGCUUGGGUAGUUCCAAUAAUUCCCUGCAAGCUGUGACUGCUUCAGGGUAUCCACCUACCAGUGGAUUCUUAAUGGCUGAAAAGAUGAGACUGGGUAGGGAGGAUCAAGGAGACAAUGAUAUUGCAGCGAACAAAGGACCAAAAAAGCCCCAUCGUUUCUCUGCAUGUUUACCUGAGUCACUAGAGCUGAUGGAAAUUCGAACCAAGAAAAAACUUCUUAACACAGGCACAGAGCAGUUUAACCAGAAGCCUAAAAAGGGAAUCCAGUUCCUUCAAGAGAAGGGCCUGCUUAGUGACCCCUUGGACACAAAACAGGUGGCACAGUGGCUCAGAGAAAACCCCCGUCUGGACAAAAAGAUGAUUGGGGAGUACAUCAGUGAUCGCAAGAACAUGGAACUUCUGGACAGCUUUGUGAACACAUUUACCUUCCAGGGACUUCGUAUUGAUGAGGCCUUGCGGCUCUACUUAGAGGCCUUUAGACUCCCUGGAGAGGCUCCUGUAAUUCAUAGGCUACUGGAAAUGUUUACUGACAAUUGGCAUAAGGUCAAUGGCUCUCCUUUCAUGAAUAAUGAUGCAGGCUUUGCUUUGGCCUAUGCUGUGAUAAUGCUAAACACGGAUCAGCAUAACAACAAUGUCCGAAAGCAGAACAUCCCCAUGACUGUGGAGCAAUUCAAGAAAAAUCUCAAGGGUGUGAAUGGAAGCAAGGACUUUGACCAGGACAUGCUGGAGGACAUCUACAAUGCCAUCAAGAGCGAAGAGAUUGUGAUGCCAGAUGAGCAAACUGGUUUAGUAAAGGAGAACUAUGUAUGGAGCGUGUUGCUACACCGUGGUGCAACUCCUGAGGGGAUUUUUCUCCACCUACCACCAGGCAGCUAUGACUACGACUUGUUCACCAUGACUUGGGGUCCUACCAUCGCUGCUUUGUCUUAUGUCUUUGACAAGAGCCUUGAUGAAAACAUCAUCCAGAAGGCCAUCACUGGGUUCAGAAAAUGUGCAAUGAUAGCCGCUCACUAUGGCUGCAGUGAUGUUUUUGACAACUUAAUUAUCUCCCUCUGCAAGUUUACAACAUUGACCAGUGAGUCCGUGGAAAACCUUCCUACAGUGUUCGGUAGCAACACUAAGGCACAGACCGCUGCCAAAACUGUGUUUGAUUUGGCUCAUUGCCAUGGUAACAUUCUAAGGGAGGGCUGGAAGAACAUCAUGGAAUCCAUGCUGCAGCUCUUCAGAGCCCAGCUUCUACCAAAGGUCAUGGUUGAGAUGGAGGACUUUGUGGAGCCUAAUGGAAAAAUUUCUCUUCAGAGAGAGGAGAUGCCUUCAAAUCGUGGUGAAUCAGCAGUCUUGAGCUUUAUCAACUGGCUGACACCAAGUGGAGCUGAGCAGUCAGGACUCAGAGGGCCAUCCACAGAAAAUCAGGAAGCCAAACAAGCUGCCAUCCUCUGCAUUAAGCAAUGUGACCCAGAGAAGUUGAUAACUGAGAGUAAAUUCCUCCAGCUGGAGUCUCUGCAGGAUCUUAUGAAGGCACUGAUAUCUGUGAGCCCUGAUGAAGAGACCUAUGAUGAAGAGGAUGCUGCCUUCUGUUUGGAGAUGCUGCUGCGCAUUGUUCUGGAGAAUAGGGAUCGUGUGUCGUGUGUUUGGCAAACAGUCCGGGACCAUCUCUAUCACCUAUGUGUUCAUGCCACUGAGAGCUGCUUCCUGGUGGAGAGAGCUGUGGUGGGUCUUCUUCGUCUUGCAAUUCGCCUGCUACGCAGAGAAGAGAUCAGCUCUCAGGUCCUUCUCUCUCUACGCCUGCUACUCAUAAUGAAGCCACAUGUAUUGUCCCGCAUCAGUAGGGAAAUUGCUUAUGGCCUUCAUGAGCUGCUGAAGACAAAUGCAGCUAACAUCCACUGUACAGAUGACUGGUACACACUCUUCUCCCUGCUGGAGUGCAUUGGAGCGGGAGUUAGACCUCAUGCUUCCUUCCAACUCACCUCCUCUACUGCUGACAAUGAAACAGGUGCACAGUCAGACAGCGAGCUGUCAUCCCAUCAUUCCAGUGAAGUGACAUUAGACCGUGGCUACACAUCUGACUCAGAGGUUUAUACAGAGCACAGUAAGACCAGGAUACCACGCUCCACUACUGAUGUGGAUGAAUCAAGCAGUGGAUGGCUCAUGGUUGGAAAAGAUGAUUUGGAGACAAGUAAGCCCACCCAAGCAAGCUCCAAAGCUCAGCUGAAUCACCCAUUGGUGAACCAAUACAGUCUGACAUUGGGUCAGGACCUCGGCCAGCAUGACACCAAGUCUCUCAUCAAGUGUGUGGAAACACUCUCUUUCAUUGUCCGCGAUGCUGCCCAUGUCACCCCUGACAACUUUGAGCUUUGUGUUCGAACCAUACGUGUGUUUGUGGAGGCCAGCCUCAAUGGAGGUUAUCGGAACCAUGACAAGAAGAAAAACCACAAAUAUGACUCCAAGUUCCGGACGAGGAAGAAGCCAGUGGGUAGGGAGAGAGACAUGGGAGGCAGCACAAGACGGGUUGGAAGUCGAGUAGCAAGCCAGCGUCCAUUACAUUCUCACAGCGAUGAUGAGGAGGAUGAGGGUGUCCCAGCCAGCUAUCACACAGUGUCAUUACAGCUUUUGGACCUGAUGCACACCCUACACACCAGGGCAGCAAGCAUCUACAGCUCCUGGGCAGAGGAGCAGCGCCAUCUAGAGGCGUCUGGCAAGAAGAUUGAAGCAGAUUCCCAGACUCUGUGGACCAGCUGCUGGUGCCCCCUGCUGCAGGGCAUUGCUUGGCUAUGCUGCGAUGCCAGGCGUCAGGUCCGCAUGCAGGCCCUCACUUAUCUCCAAAGAGCACUGCUUGUCCAUGAUCUGCAGACACUUGAUGCAGCUGAGUGGGAGUCCUGCUUCAACAAGGUGCUUUUUCCACUGCUAACUAAACUACUGGACAACAUUAGUCCAGCAGAUGUGGGUGGUAUGGAGGAGACCAGAAUGAGAGCCUGCACACUUCUGUCAAAGGUGUUCCUGCAGCACCUCUCUCCUCUACUCUCCCUGCCCACCUUUGCUGCCCUCUGGCUUACAAUUCUGGAUUUCAUGGACAAGUAUAUGCAUGCAGGAUCCAGUGACUUACUGCUGGAGGCAAUUCCAGAGUCUCUAAAGAACAUGUUGCUGGUGAUGGACACUGCGGGGAUUUUCCGCAGCUCUGACUCUAGGACUGGAUACUCGGACCUGUGGGAAAUAACAUGGGAACGUAUUGUGUGCUUUCUUCCCAACCUGAGGGAAGAACUCUUCAAACAGACAGUCAUACCAGAUCAAGCUCCCAGUCCUCAAGGUGAGCCAGUGCAGUCAAUAUCCACAGCUGAACGACCUUCAUCCCCUAAGGUGUCCCCAACCCUUGUCCAGCCCCCAUCCUCGGUCCUGAUGCCUGUAACCCCAACAGAGACUCCAUCGUCCAGCAGUCAGGAAUCAACUCAAGAGCCUCAGGCAGCUAGUGCCAAUGGACCAGAUCGCUCAUCUACAGCUCCUGCCUCAAAAUCUCCAACAUCUGCAUCAACAAGCAUGUCUCCCGCUCACUCUCCAUCACCUCCAAGUCAGCCCCCCCUUAUCCUGCAGCCAUUAGCUUCUCCACUGCAGGUGGGCGUCCCGCCCAUGCCUCUCCCAAUCAUCUUAAACCCCGCUUUGAUCGAGGCCACAUCCCCUGUGCCACUGCUUCCUGGGCCCAAACCUGCCAGUCCAACUGAGGAGUUCCAGUAAGAGAACUUCACCCUACUUGAGGCUCACUACUUCCAUGGCAACAGAGCCACCUACCUUACAUGUUAGAAGAUUGCAGCUUGUUUAGGUGUACAUAUUGGGACACUUUUCAAAUGUGCAAGUUGUUUUCUUUGUGCUCUUUCUGUGUUUAUUUUCUAAUCCUAUUGUAUGAGAGACUAAAAAGACAUGAAGUAAAGUGACUCUGAUGCAGGAUUGUGGCAUUCAAAAGACAAACAUAUUGCUCUUUUGUUAAAAGGAUUUUGGUUGUCUUGUUUUGUCCACCCAAUCCACAAAAACAAAGUGUACUUGCUCUUUCCAGCUGUUUUAGAGAUUUAACAUCAUGUAUGUUUUAGACUGAGACAAUAAAAUCAUCAGACUGUG
Girardinichthys multiradiatus is the source of this 6273-nucleotide messenger RNA. RefSeq names its product golgi brefeldin A resistant guanine nucleotide exchange factor 1 (gene gbf1). The record is from RefSeq and is a predicted model, not a curated record. Gene Ontology annotation, molecular function: guanyl-nucleotide exchange factor activity. The transcript is spliced from 40 exons. Gene Ontology annotation, biological process: regulation of ARF protein signal transduction. NCBI's taxonomy places the organism in Eukaryota, Metazoa, Chordata, Actinopteri, Cyprinodontiformes, Goodeidae. Bases 289 to 5895 code for a protein of 1868 amino acids.